Antechinus flavipes (yellow-footed antechinus) is the source of this 1484-nucleotide messenger RNA. It is a transcript of the gene UBE2E1, whose product is annotated as ubiquitin conjugating enzyme E2 E1. Gene Ontology annotation, molecular function: ubiquitin conjugating enzyme activity. The record is from RefSeq and is a predicted model, not a curated record. The transcript is spliced from 6 exons. Gene Ontology annotation, cellular component: nucleus. Gene Ontology annotation, biological process: protein polyubiquitination. NCBI's taxonomy places the organism in Eukaryota, Metazoa, Chordata, Mammalia, Dasyuromorphia, Dasyuridae. The coding region runs from base 145 to 729 and encodes 194 amino acids.
GGCAUUAGCAGCGGCGGCGGCGGCGGCGGCGGCAGCGGCAGGAGCAGCGGAGGCAGGAGCGGCGGUCCCGGCCCCGGCCCCGAGCAGUCAGACACAAAGAGCCAGCGAGGGAUUGUUGGUGGGGUGGGGGUGGGGGGGUUCGCUAUGUCGGAUGACGAUUCGAGAGCCAGCACCAGUUCCUCCUCAUCCUCAUCUUCCAACCAACAGACUGAGAAAGAAAGCAGCAGCACCCCCAAGAAGAAGGAGAGCAAAGUCAGCAUGAGCAAGAACUCCAAGCUCCUCUCCACCAGCGCCAAGAGGAUUCAGAAGGAACUGGCGGACAUCACAUUAGACCCACCUCCCAACUGCAGUGCUGGUCCCAAAGGCGACAAUAUCUACGAAUGGAGAUCAACCAUUCUGGGGCCUCCAGGAUCAGUCUAUGAGGGGGGUGUCUUCUUCCUUGACAUAACCUUUACACCAGAAUAUCCCUUCAAGCCUCCAAAGGUUACGUUCCGGACAAGAAUUUAUCACUGUAACAUCAAUAGUCAAGGGGUGAUCUGUUUGGAUAUUCUGAAGGACAACUGGAGCCCGGCCCUCACCAUAUCGAAAGUGCUCCUUUCCAUCUGCUCCCUGCUCACUGACUGCAACCCUGCUGAUCCCUUAGUGGGAAGCAUCGCCACUCAGUACAUGACCAACAGAGCAGAACACGACAGAAUGGCCAGGCAGUGGACCAAGAGAUACGCGACAUAAAUUGGGUUUUCACCAAAUUUACAUUAUUUGUCUGUGAUGGAAAGAGCUGCUUAUGAUUUUGAAGGGGUGGGGGGAGGGUGGGAGCUGAUAAAGAGUAGGGUAUUUCUAUAACAGAUUUUAUUCAGUCUUUUAUUUCCUAAGAUUUUGUUGUUGUAACUUAAGGUAUCUUGCUACAGUAGACAGUUAGAAUUGGUAAUAGCAUCUUUUGAGACUGUCAUUAGUUCUGCAAUAUUAGCUCAGAUAUAGUACAAAAAAGAACGUACACAUAGACAUUUGGGUUCUGUUGCUUGCAAUAUGUAAAAGAUGAAAAACAGCUUAAUUUUGUACAGGUACAUAUGGCAUUUAUGUAAAGUCCUUCCACGAUUACCCUUUUUUUCUUCUUCUUUUCUUCUUCCUUUUUUUUUUUUUUUUUUUUUUGUAAAAAGAUGUUGGUUUUUCUCCCCCAUGAGAGGGAACAUUGAUAUUUAACAAUUGCUUUUUAGAGACUGUCAUCUCAUGAUAUAUAAUAUGGACAAGUGGAUCUAUGGCACCCAUAUAGGAAAUGAGUAGUUAAUGUAUUUUAUUUUAUAUGCCAAUCUACUUUAGUGUGAAAAGAUUAGAGGUUUUAAUCAGGACUUACAGAAACCUGUAGUGAAAUACCUUAAGCUGUUUAACUGUAAGGCGUGGAAUAGGAGUCAUUCAGUGGAUUGGUUAUAUGUUGUGGGCUACUUCAGUCUGCCUUUGUUACUGUGCUAAUAAAAAGCUAUUAAAAACAA